AAGCCGAGAGGACCCGCCCCGAUAGCGAUUAGCUUCCUGAUCAUGUCCAACUGGGGAAGAGUCGCCGCUGUUUUGCGGAGCCUUUUGCGGAGCCCCCGCUCCGUGAGGGGGCUCCCGCUGCGUCGUGCGGUCGGACCCGGGAUUCUGGGUUCAGUUUUGGGGACCGGGUUCGUCUGUUUCUACCGAUACCGAGAAAACAACCGGACGCUGCCGUUCGCCGUUCACGCCGAGGAAGAACAAAAAGAAGCUGCGGCUCCACAGCUGUCGGCCAGAAAGAUCAGAUUCAUCCAGUUCGCCUCAGUGAUCUACGAACAGGAGCCCUACAUGACCCCCAGAGACUUCCUGUACUCGGUGAUGCUGGAGAAAGUUGACAGGAAACUCCAGAAAAAAACUCUAACAGAAGAGGAGGUGAAUAAGAUGUUGGAUACCGCCUCUAAAGCAAACGCUGGACAUGAUCUAUUCAGAACUUUGGGUGAUAACGGUCUGAUUUCCUACACAGAGUAUCUGUUCCUGUUGACCAUCCUGACCAAGCCUCGAACAGGAUUUCACAUAGCUUUCAAAAUGCUAGAUGUUGAUGGAAAUGAGCAUGUCGACCAGAGAGAAUUUCUGAAGCUCAAGAAAAUUAUUGGGAAAAGUAAAAGAAGAGCUCUGCUACCAAAGGACAACACAGAGACAGAAGACAGUGACGGUGUGAACACGACUCUACAGGCCUAUUUCUUCGGUAGAAACGGAGAAAAUAAACUGCAGUAUCAGGAGUUCCGAAGGUUCAUGGAGGACCUGCAGGCUGAGGUCCAGGAGAUGGAGUUCCUGCAGUUUUCCAAAGGUAUGGACACCAUGCGACGAGAGGAUUUCGCUGAGUGGCUGCUUCACUAUACCAACGAAGAAGACAAUGAAAUCUACUGGGAGAACAUGAGGAAGAAGAUCCCAGCAGGAGAGAGCAUCACAUUUGAUGAGUUCAAAGUCUUCUGCCUCUUCACCAACAACCUGGAGGAUUUUGCUUUUUCAAUGAAGAUGGUGACUGAGGCGAACCGUCCUGUUGGAAUGGCCCAGUUUAAGCGAGCAGUGAAGAUCGCCACCGGCCAUGAUCUGUCGGAGAGCGUCCUCGACACGGUCUUCAAACUCUUCGACAUGGACGGAGACAACUGUCUGAGCCACAAGGAGUUCAUCGGUGUGAUGACAGACAGAGUCCUACGUGGACUCAAGGUCCAGCCUCAGACCGGCAUCUCUGGAUACUGGAAAUGUGUGAAACGGGAGACCCUGAAGGGGGCACAAGAGGCCCUGGGAGAGAGCCGCUGCCCCAUCUAAACCAGCACUGUGAUGGACCUGGUCCAGGUCCACUGCUCAUCUUGGGGUUUUACAGGCUAAUGGGUAACGUGAAGAGUGAUUUCAAUAAAGCACAUAAAGAAUCACAGGAUUGACACCACUUGAUGUGCAGAUGACGUUUACACUUUUACACGUGUUGACAUUUAUUUAAACACUAUGGGUUUGGCUUUUAUUUUUUUCUUUUUACUCAGAACCACUUUUUAAUCGUGUUCUCUCCUGUGUAGUGUGGUUAUAAACUGUGGUCUGAUGGAUUUUCUGUGGCUUUUUAACACGUUGGAUGUUUUUUCUUGUUUAAUCAUUGAUAACAGGUCCCACUGUCAAGAAACCAAUUAAAUCACUUUUUAGGGGAAGCAAACUGGAGUAAAAUGAAUUAAUUCCAUGUUUUGAGUUUCCUUGCAGACAAAACUCAGGGUUGAAAACUUAUGAAGAUGGGAAACGAUACAAACAUUACUAAAUUAAAUUUUUGCAGAUUUAGUCUUUUUAAAAUCAGGAUAAAAUGGAAAACCUAGGACUAAAUAGUAAAGCAAAAAUCAACAUUAAAUCCACAUUUUUUGGCUGCUAUUGUUGUCUUUGUUGAGUUUGAAUCCCUGAGUUUUGUCUGUAAGGAAAUUUGCAAAAUAAAGCAAAAAAAAGCUUAAAAUGUUGAGUCUGAGAUGACUGUUAUUAAAAUAUGAAUUAUGCAUCUUUGCCUAAUUUCAGAUCUGUAUGAUUACAAUCCUUUAAUAAACAGCUCAUUCAUUCAAUUGGUUUCAUUUAAAAUGACAGUGAAAGUUUACAAUUAGAGACAAAAUGUUCCUGUUUAACUUUUAUACAAUAAUUAAAGUCCAUUUCUGUUUUUGUCUGUAAAAACAUGUGGGAGCCCUGUCUUUGUGAAAGAAUCUGAAAUAUAUCGAACUGUAGCCAAAGAAUAAAGCGCCUGUAAUAAUAGAACUAUUUUUGUCGUUUAUUAUAGAGCUGACCAAGUACGAUCACAUGAGUAUGUGGGUUAACCAUUGAAGAUUGUGGUGCUAAUUAUUUUACCAUACAUAUAAUUCAAAAAGUAAAUAGACAAAGCAAGCUUACAUCUGUGAUAGAUGAACAAAUUAGUGACUGAUGCCAAGGUUAUCAGUGAAUACAGCGUACACAGCUACAAGACAUAAAAUUACACUGAGCAUGAAGCCAUCUUUGGUCUUCUCAUCACUAUAAACAAAUACAUAGAAAUUUGUAUUGUAUCAAAAAUAGAAAUUACAUAGCCAUAUUGAAAGUAAAUUCACAUUUUUGACAUACGAUAAGGGAAAUACCUAAGAGACAUACUGUGGGGUUACAUUUCCAAAUCCUUGGCUUUAAGGACCCAAUGGUUUUGCCACAUUUUGGACAUUCAUUAGUUUGUCAAGGAGAUACACGAUUCUCAAACCAUCUAUGAACAUCAGUGUCAUCCAUCUGCAUCGAACAUUACGCAAAGUAUAUAAUAGUAACACAAACGAAUGAAAGAAAA
Messenger RNA from Sphaeramia orbicularis (orbiculate cardinalfish), 2797 nucleotides. It is a transcript of the gene micu2, whose product is annotated as mitochondrial calcium uptake 2. The record is from RefSeq and is a predicted model, not a curated record. Bases 43 to 1305 code for a protein of 420 amino acids. Gene Ontology annotation, molecular function: calcium ion binding. Gene Ontology annotation, biological process: mitochondrial calcium ion homeostasis; calcium import into the mitochondrion. NCBI's taxonomy places the organism in Eukaryota, Metazoa, Chordata, Actinopteri, Kurtiformes, Apogonidae. The transcript has 12 exons. Gene Ontology annotation, cellular component: uniplex complex.